AUGGCCAUGAUGAGCAAUGGAGAUAAUUGCCUGAUCAUUUACUUGCUGCUUGGUUUCUUGUUGAUCCAUUAUGGCAAUGGGAAUGUCGUCAAGGCAUCUAGAUGGCUUGAAGAUCAAGACCUUUCAGUCGUCGUACCAGCAGCUCCUUCGAUUGAUAUUGGUGAGCAUACACAAUACUAUUUCAUGUCUUCAAAAGUGCUACAGAAGGUUGCUAAAAAGAAGAAAGGCAAGCCAGCUCCACCGCCUCCCAGGACUAAUAAACCGGGUCAUUUCUCUUACACCCCACCGCCACCUAGACGACCGCCUCCUAGUCAUCCACCACCGGUUGAGGAACCCUAUAAGCAUGAAAAGGGAACUACAACAUUGGGUCAUAUUUUCAACAAAGAAUGGAUUAUGGUAGCAGUGGAUCAUUCAAGCCUAUCAUCAGCUGAUGCAUUUCCAGAAAACAUAAUUAAACACAAUUCGCACCUGCUUGUUGCUUUUUCCGGAGGGAGCGAAAAUUCUCGCGAAUUCCUCCUUAAUCAUCUCCCAGACAAGGGACCUUCCCUGUACAAGGUAGACGGUAAUGGGAAAUUGCUUAAACGAUCAUUCGUUGGAACUGGAUCUGGUUCAACUGGUCAAGGUAUAUUUCUUUCCAGGUUUUUCUUUAUGCCUGGUGAGGAUAUAUCCAUGGUUGAAGCUGUGGAGGUGACCAAGAGUGCACUUUGUAUAGGUGCAUAUAACGCGCCUGAAAGUCGUGAAUAUGGCAAUGUUUUCCUUGUCGACAAAGCUGGGAUUACGCCGGUGGUCUUCAAUGAAGAUAUAACAGAAUGGCAAAAGCAGCACUUCAGCAAAGCUGGGAGAGAAUGGCAAGAGCCGCAACUCAGGAAAACUUACCGGCUGAUGUCUUUUUUCUAG
Molecule: messenger RNA, 897 nt
Organism: Oldenlandia corymbosa var. corymbosa
Lineage: Eukaryota; Viridiplantae; Streptophyta; Magnoliopsida; Gentianales; Rubiaceae
Source: the annotation of a GenBank genome assembly